AUGGACUUGGAGGCAUUGGCGCCCGAUCAUCCGAUCAUCCAGCAGCCGCCGCAACUAGUGCACCACUCGCGACUGGGAAGUCGAAACUCCAGAUGGGCUUAUCAGGACCGACGCUACCAGCGACCAGUAUCGGAGUACCAGUAUGGCUCGUAUCGCAUUGCCGAAGAACCGGAGACCGGAACAGUCGCUCAUCACCUCCCCUACUCCGCCCCGGCAAUUCCAGCCACUUUUGUGCCAGCUCCAGCCAUUACCACCCCAGCCACAGUUGUGGGGCCUGAGGCCGCAACCCCACAUGACUAA
Molecule: messenger RNA, 300 nt
Organism: Penicillium brevicompactum
Lineage: Eukaryota; Fungi; Ascomycota; Eurotiomycetes; Eurotiales; Aspergillaceae
Exons: 1
Coding region: 1-300 (99 amino acids)
Source: RefSeq, a predicted model, not a curated record